Messenger RNA from Bemisia tabaci, 2965 nucleotides. RefSeq lists its product as uncharacterized. The record is from RefSeq and is a predicted model, not a curated record. Lineage: Eukaryota; Metazoa; Arthropoda; Insecta; Hemiptera; Aleyrodidae.
UGCAGUUGCAUCAUGCAUUUCGGUCUGUGACUUAUCGAUGCAGUCUGCGUAUUUACCUUGUGCGUGUUGCAGUUCCUACAGUCUGUUCAAACGUGCAGUGCAAUGUAUAAAAAAAACCAAUGAUCCUACGGGACAAUUGAAAUUGCAGAGGUUGAUGAUAUGAUUUUGGUCGGUCCUUGAUAGAUUUCUUCGACUUGAAAAAUGAGCCACUCUUACAAAGUCCAGAAAGAUCGGAAUAAUUUCAUGUUAACUUAAUCUCACUCAGCCCAAUUAGAAUGUUAAGUCCGUUGAGCUUUUUCUAAGAGCUUUUUGUCGGUACCUAAUCAUAUUUGUCUUACCUAUUUUAUAGCUCCUGCAUUUUUAUAUUCGACAUUAUUUCUUAUAUUCCAAAUUAAUAAUGAGCUAGAUGCUUAGAAAAUUAGGGUGAGCGAGAUUCAGUCACUAAUCAAGCUUAUUCGAUGAAUAGACAGCAUAGAGUGAUUUGAUAAGUAAGAGAUAGAUGCUUUAUUUAUUAUGUCAGUCAGAUAAAAUGUGUAAUUUUUACUUUAUAAAAAUAAUAAUAACUUACCUCUUGAUUUGAUUCCAUCUUUAAGAGCGUUGACAUUUUUUCAGUGCAUGAGGAGAAUCUAGCCGUUUUACUUCUUAUUAGUUAAUUUAGUAGUAUUUCGUGACGUUGAAUAUAUUUUCAUAGUAUUAUCUGCAUUGAAAUCAUUCAUAGUUGAUUUGAAUUGUACCUCUUGCUGACGCAAAAAAUGAAUGUAUUGCACUUACUUUCGAUUCGUAAGAGGAGAUAUUUUGGAUACGAUAAUAUCGUAGAGAAUUCGAACAUGUCCGAUUCGCACAAAGGAUUAAUUAAAUUGAAAAAUGAUUUCGACGGAAAUGACACACGUAAAAAAAUUGACAAAAAAACCAGUGAAACAAUGACGUUGACAGAUUCUUUAUUAAAAUCAUUAAAACUAGAUUUAACAGUGAUGAAAUACACAACUUCAGAAAUGGAAGAAGAACUUAGAGUCAUUUUUGACACAUUCUGUGAAGAUUGGCCGAUCGAAAAAUGGCCCAUAAAACAUAAGCAGUUACGAAUCGACUGGAUUCCAUUUGAGGAUAUAUGCUGGGAUGUUCGUGAGAGUUCUGGAAAAAUAAAAACUGUAAUGUCCUUUUACGAUUUUAUUUACGAAUUUGACGAUUGUUUUGGAUACAACACUCCUACGAUUUAUAUAGAAAAAAAUGGGACUCUGACUGCCUUAUGUUUUGACUAUCUGGAUUAUUGGUACUUUGGUGGUUUUGCACACAGACCAGAAAAUGAUAAUACAGAUGAUAGCGACGAAGAUGAUGAUUUAGAUAAUACUGAAAAUGCAUCAAAACGCAGCAACUCUAAUGACAAAGACAAAGAAAUACUAAAAGCUCAGGUUGAAAAUAUAAAUGACGAAACAAAGGGAAAACUACUGACACAUUCUGACAUUGUAGAGCAGGACGGAGGGGUACUUUCUGGGGAGCUCGUUCACAAUUUGAAAUCAGCAAACAUUGAAAGAAAUAUACGUCCUGCUGCAUACAGCACUCGUAUGUUACAUGUUGGGGAGAGAGUUUGUCGUAAAAGCAGCUCGAAGGAAAAUAUAAUUGAUGAAACGAAGGGAAGACUAGGGUCACUCUCUGACGUUAUAGAGCAGAAUGGAGGGGUACUUUCUUGGGAGCUCGUCCACAAGUUGAAAUCAGCAAACAUUGAGAGAAAUAUACGCCCUGCUGCAGACAGGAUUCGGAGGUUACAAGAUGGGGAGCGAGUUUAUCAUAAAAGUAGCUCAGAGGAAAAUAUGAAUGAAGAAAUUAAGAAAAAAAUAUUGAAAGUUUCUGAUAUAGUGGAGCAGAAUGGAGGUGCACUUUCUUGGGGAUUCGUCCACGAGAUGAAAUCGGCAGAAAUUGAAAUUCAUAUACGCCCCGCUGCAGCCGGCAUUCGUAUGUUACAACUUGGGGACAGAGUUCAUUAUAUAAGUAGCUCAGAGGAGACGAUACUCAUUUUUAACGAUACAGAUCAAUCGACCUACUAUGUUUUUUUAAAUAGCAAAAUUGAGAUCGACAAGAAAUCAAAAGUUCUUAUAAAAAUAGUGUUUAUGAAUGAUGACGGAAGUUUCAAAAUUAACGAGAACAAGACAGUUACUUUUGAGACCCAACGAGAUUCGUUCUUUAAUUCUUAGAUAUAGUUAUUUCUUCUGUUUGUCGUAAUCUUGUGAUACCUAAGAGUUACACAUGCAUUAGUCGAAUUUCCGCGAGUGGAUUUGGUUGAGCUUCUAACUUACUGCCAACCUCCGUCAUAAGGAUACGAAUUGCGACGCACAGUGGAUCGAGUCAAUUGGUGAGGUCGGACAAGAAAUUUUUGACUAAAACUGCAAAUUUUUCUAUUAAUCAGGAAUAAAAAGAUAAAGUCUAGCAGACCCUAAUCCCAAAAAAUCUCUCUUAUUCUCUGCUUUAAUGCUUACCUUACUUCUCUGCUUGAUAGGACUUAAUGAUUGUAAAGUAGUAGUAGUAGUGGUAGAAUUAGUGGUAGUAAUAGUAAUUGUAGUAGAUAGUAAGGGUACCUACUUUUUCUAAAGAAAACAUUAUUUCAAAAAUUUGACUUUUGUAGAAAAUGUCAUUUACAUUUUUAUAGCCCAUUGCAGUUCGCUAUGUCCUCAAAUCCAUAAGAGUUAAGUGUUUUUUCCUUGAUCUUGCAUCUGUGUCAACUUUUGAAAAUAGUCAUUUUCAUUAACAAUAAUUUUUGUGAAUUUGUUGGUUAGGAAUUUUUCCAUAAAUUCUUUUUGGAUUCCUCACAAUCUUCUCUCUUAUGCAUAAUGAGUGUUGAUCAGUCACCAAAUAUGUAAGAAUACUAUAGGUGCGUUUAGCGUUAUAUUAUACCUUCGUUCCAUUGAUAAUAAAUUGAUUGCAUCUUUUUAUAAGAUUUGUAUCAAAUAAAUUUGAAUCGAAUGUAUUUGUGAAA